GUUUUGUCUCUCUAGCGUUUCCGUAGAUAGACCUUUUCUACGCACGCGCAAAAUCACAGCCUUCGAAGAAAGGGCGGAAAUUGGCGUAAACGUCACUUUAAUCUGACACGUAAACAGGGGCCAAGAAACACCAAAAUGUUGAAGGCGUUGGUAAGGAAGCGACUCAUUGCGGCCGCCGACGAAAUCUUCGGACUUUUUGAGAGAACGAUAGCGUCCUAUGAGGAGCAACUUUGUCGAGCGAGAGAGGAGAACGAAGGACAACGACGACAACUGCAAGACGUUCGCUCAAAAACUCGAAUCGAAGUUGUCUUGCUUCCAGACUCAGAACCACGGUCUCCCUGCAUCAUCGAGCAAGAAGUGGCUCCACGGUCCCCUCACGUUAAGGAAGAAGAGGAUGAGGCCGACGUCAGCAGGUUGCCACUGAACGUCGUUGUCGUGAAGACUGAAGAUGAUGAGGAGGAAUUGCCAGCGUCAUCACAGCAUCAUCUUCGCAUUCCAAGGGAAGACCACCAUGGGGGACCCCAACCAGACACGCGCUUAGCUCCAGUGUCAGACAGUGACGCCAUAGAAGAAUCUUUGAGGAGCAACGCAGACUGUGGAGGUGAUGACAGACACUUUGAAAUCUCUGAAAAGGGCACAACUGAAAAGAAAUGUCGCACAGGCAAAAAAAGUUUUACAUGCUCAGUUUGCAGUAAAAUAUUCGCCCGAAAGGAACAUUUGAAAAAACACACGAGAACACACACAGGAGAAAAGCCCUUUAGUUGCUCAGUUUGUGGUGAUGAAUUUACUCAGAAGGUCUCUUUAACCGCACACACAUCGACACACACGGGAGAAAAACCUUUCAUAUGCUCUGUUUGCGGCGAGAGCUAUUCUUAUAAGCAUAGUUUAAAUGCACACAUGCAGACGCACACGGGAGAAAAACCCUUUUGUUGCUCGGUGUGCGGCAAAAGAUUUCCUCAGAAGCCAAAUAUGAUCAAACACAUGAGGACGCACACGGGAGAGAAGCCUUUUUGUUGCUCUAUUUGUGGCGACGCUUUUGCUCACAAGUUCUCUUUGAGUGUACAUAUGCGGAAACACACGGGGGAAAAACCUUUCUGCUGCUCAAUUUGCGGCGACAUGUUUGCUCACAGGUUCUCUUUAAAUGUGCACAUGCGAACGCACACGGGAGAGAAACCUUUCAAAUGCACAGUUUGCGGUAAGAUAUUCUCUCAAAGGGCACAUGUAGUUGCACACAUGAGAACGCACACGGGAGAAAAACCCUUCACUUGCUCACUUUGUGAUAAAAGCUAUUUCAAAAAGUGCAGUUUGACGACACACAUGCGGAAACACAAUGGUGAAUAAAUACUUUCCUUCUCUGUUUCCAUUAAAGACCAGUAAUUGAUGCCCCACCUAAAAAUAGGUUUGAGAAUUUUCUAUAUUAACUCACUCAAUGCUCUGGACUUUGCUAUUUGUCAACUGGAAUACAACCCUUGACAACCACAGAUGUAUGUAAACAUAAAGUACAUUUUUCAACAGAAAUGCGUGGAAGAAGUCCUUGCUUACCUUGUCUUUGAAAUUCAGCUUAACCACUGUAAUAACUGAGAGCAACAUUUCAUUGUUUUGAAUUUCAGAUCAGCACAGCUUUUGAGUAGAAGUCAAAGAUUAGGCUUUUGAUCACAGCUUGACACGUCGAUUAUGUUGGAGAGAAAUGACAAAUGAUUGGAAGUUGGGCAAGUUUAGGCACCUGACAUUCCAACAGAGCAUUUCUAUAUAGUCUUAUAAACAUGAAAGUGUGUGUAAGGAUCUUGAAAACCAAUGGCACAGUUCAAGUAGUGAAUGGCGAAUGUCAUGUAAAAAAAGCCUCACUUAUGCCAAGCAGUGAAUCAGUGUUGUUCAUGGGACGUUUCUUAGCUCAAUAUAUAAAGAUAAAAUGUUAGCGUCAAAGCUACUGCUAUGCCUGACAUGUUUCUUUUCAUCCAAAAAACGUUUUUUUUCUCAGUUUUUUUUUGGGGGGGGUCAGCAAGCCAUGUUCUACUGCUGUUUACUAAAGACUAGAAAAAGCAAGAAACAUUAUUCUGGUGAAAGAAGAGUCUUCUUUCUUUUGGCAGGCUUGCUGCUUAUAUUUGAAACAACAAUCAAAAUGCUGAACAGUGACAGACAAUAUGAUGAUUUCUGCUUUGAAAGAGAUUGAACCAUAAAAUGAUCACAAUCCACGAAUCCAAAACUGUAAUAUCAUUCAAACUCUCCUUACCACUCAAAUUCUUCAAAAUGUCUUUCAGAUGAUUGUAAGUACGAUUUUACAUGCACCUGCGACAAAGACUUUCUGUAGUGGACUCAGAACCCAGGUGAAAUUUUGCUCCACCCCGAUAAACAAAGAAUGUUUCUCAGUUGAGAUGUAUCACUUUAACCUACUUUCUUGACGCCAUUCUUAGGGCAUUUCACACAAUUGUGAAUAGUUGACUGUCUCUGUGAAAUCCCAACGUUCAGCUGCAAAAAUAUCAAACAAAGGGAUGAAUUUGUGCAUAAUGAACUGCAAAUACGUGAGUUUGACAGUACAUGAAAAUGUUCCAUCACAACCACCGUUGAUAAAUCCCAUUUUAACAGUGUUGCAUAGUGAUGUAUUUACUGCACAUUACAAUGUUACUGCAUUUAUAUUUGCAUUAGAAUAUUGUGUUUUUGUUAUUACUGUAUUUUAUUGCAUGAGGUAUCACAACAAGUCAAACAUUACAUUUUCGUUAAUAGCGUUCUUUGCAAUAAAGACGAUUGUGUUC
Molecule: messenger RNA, 2750 nt
Organism: Syngnathoides biaculeatus (alligator pipefish)
Lineage: Eukaryota; Metazoa; Chordata; Actinopteri; Syngnathiformes; Syngnathidae
Product: zinc finger protein OZF-like
Exons: 2
Coding region: 136-1341 (401 amino acids)
Biological process (GO): regulation of transcription by RNA polymerase II
Cellular component (GO): nucleus
Molecular function (GO): RNA polymerase II cis-regulatory region sequence-specific DNA binding; DNA-binding transcription activator activity, RNA polymerase II-specific
Source: RefSeq, a predicted model, not a curated record